This is a messenger RNA of Oncorhynchus mykiss (rainbow trout), 5652 nucleotides long. RefSeq names its product cell adhesion molecule 2. The record is from RefSeq and is a predicted model, not a curated record. Gene Ontology annotation, molecular function: integrin binding. Gene Ontology annotation, biological process: cell-cell adhesion. NCBI's taxonomy places the organism in Eukaryota, Metazoa, Chordata, Actinopteri, Salmoniformes, Salmonidae. Gene Ontology annotation, cellular component: membrane.
UCUAUAGGCGAUACAAUGUUGCGCAAACCAUAAACUCUGUCCGGCCCUUUUUUAGAUGGCAGGAUAAAUACACAGCAGGCAACUUGAAGGAACUCUGAUUGCUUUUACUAUCAUUUUUACAUCGCAAACAAUGGAAAUGAUGUAUGAUAAAAGAGAACUACCGCAUCCUUGCAAAUGGGUUCCAGUAUGAAACAGUCCAAAACGAGGUUCCGGGUCCUGUUCCAUGGAAAUUCCCUAAAUUUACAUUGAUCGGUUUCUUGCGCUUGAUGGUUGAAAUCGUUCAAAGGGGUCUUCCAGUAAAGAGCACGUGACUUCUCACGAUUUUUCGGUCCUGUUCUUGUAAUUCAAUACAGAGCCAAAAUAUAAUGUGAGACAACUGACCGCUGCGCCUGUUGAAGAGUUGGGCUGUGUGCAUGUGGGGACUGGACAUUUGGACAUCAGACACUGACCACAAGGAAUACCGACAUUUUUCUACGUCUUUCUAGGAAUGAAACAUUAGUUUAAUAUAAAAUGUGUGAAAUAAUAUUUAGUCGGAUUUUUCUUGGGUUUCCGUUACUUCUCUGGAUGGCAGGUGGGCCUACACAUGCCGCCUGUCCUAUUGAGCUCAGCCCUCUCACAUUGGUGGUGAGAUAUGGAGACUCAGUCUCAGUCAACUGCAGCACAUCAUCCACAGACUAUGAGGGGAUGGGCUGGGAGGCCACAUCAGGAGGUACAGCUUUAGAAGAGGUCAACUAUGUCAUCUGGAAUGUGGAGAAUUUGACAGACUGGACAAUACAACCGGCAUGCUACCUCACACAAAAAGAUGGAGAGCAGUGUAUGGAAAAGUUCCCUGUCAUUCUAUACAAGACUCCAGACAGCGUCUCCGUCUCUCCUCAGAGCCACUCUGGUCCCAUGGUGGAGGGGACAGAGUACCAGCUGCAGUGUGACAUCCAGAACGUCGCUCCUUUACGGAGCCUGGUUGUGAGGUGGUACAAAGGGAAUGAACCUGUAAAAACUGAAACAUUUCAUAACUCCACGAGGAUCCCAGUGGAUGUGUUCUCCACGCUUAACAUCACCCCCAGGAGAUUUGAGGAUGAAGUAAAGUACAGAUGUGAGGCAGAGCUGGACCUGGGACCGAAGGGACCAUUAGCUUCUGUCCUCUCAUCACAGACUCUUCAUUUUGCUGUUUACUUCCCACCACAGAACAUUCUGGAGCUGAGGGACACAGAAGUUGAUGUUGGUUCCCCUACUGGGCUGAAUUGCUCCUCAGAUGGGAACCCCCGGCCAGAGUACUCCUGGACUUAUCACCGGGCUCCCAACGUGAAAUUGAAGAACAAUGAUGGGGGGUCCCUACUGACCAUCGAGCAGACCACAGGGGAGAACAUUGGGACUUACACAUGCCACGCCAGUAAUACCCUGGGAAAGGUCUUUAAAAUAGCCAGGGUCUCUGUCAGAGGAGCGGAGCCGGUAUGUCCUAUCAAACUAAUCCCUGAGAGUGUGGUGGUGAAAUAUGGAUCUCCAAUCUCAGUGUCGUGCAGAAACACAACCAGUGUUGAAGAGAUCUACUGGACCACAGGUCCAGAAGUUGUCAAUGACACUACCUGGAGUGUUUUGGAACUCCUAGACUGGGACAUAAGGCCUGGUUGUAAGGCAACCUUUCAGGGGAUUGGAAGAUGCAGUAAGCCUCUGCACAUCACAGUAUACAAGACUCCAGACAGCGUCUCCAUCUCUGUUCUGAGACACUCUGGUCCCAUGGUGGAGGGGACACAGUACCAGCUGCAGUGUGACAUCCAGAACAUCGCUCCUCUACAGAACCUGGUUGUGAAGUGGUACAAAGGGAAUGAACCCUUAGAUAAUGUAACUUACAGUACUGUCAGUACGACACCAGUGGAUGUGUCAGAUACUCUGAUGAUCAGCCCCAGUAGAGAUGAUGAUGGAGCUCAGUAUAGAUGUAGAGCAGAACUGGACCUGGGACCAGCGGGACCACAGCAUAGAGUGACAUCAGAACCUCUCAGCAUUACUGUACACUAUAAGCCAUGCAUCAAUGCAUCUCGACUGCCAGUGAGGAUACCUGUGUUCAGGGGCUAUCCUGAGGAGUUAGUGUGUGAGGCUGAGGGUUACCCACAGCCCAGGAUAAAGUGGGUCUAUGACCCAGCGAAGCAUGUCAGUGAGGCGGGAGGCAACCUGACUGUCUUUGAGGCAGGGCUCUACAACUGCACCGCCACCAACGACGUGGCGACGAGCUUCAUUGUGGUAGAGGUGGUUUUAAAUGAGGACUACCUGCCCCUCAUAGCGGGCUUCGUGGCCUUCAUGGUCGUGGUCAUCUCGGUCAUCUUCGUCUUCAUCUACUCCAUCUACUACAAGAACACCAAGAUGGGCCGCUACAGCCUGAAGAAGGCCAAGCUCAGCAGCACGCCCAACGGCAACGUAGCGCAGAACGGCGGCCGGGACACUCCGCUCCCGAUGACUAAACUGUCUCAGCCAAACAUCAACUUUUAAGAGAACGAGCUUUAUUGGGAUGAGCCCUUCUUUCCCCGCUGAGAGACUAAGUGACUAAGUGAGAGACCAAGUGGUUGAGGUGGUUGCGGGGCUGGUCACAACUCAUUCAGCUGUCAGAUGCAGGUCUGGAUUGUAAUAGUUGGGAGUGUCUCCUGACUCUCCUCCAACCUCCCUAUGCUUCAUAUGCACUCCCUUUCCACUUUAGCACUAAGAUUUUAAGUACAGAUCAGUCCCUCUAUUUCCUCUUCUACUGAAGUACCUGAUGAGGUAGAAUAACCUCUGUUUUUAGUGUGAGCUUUAUGAUCUAUUCUACACAUUCAAAGUGUAGCUGAUGUUUUCUCUGAAGGACAAGAAGAAGUAGCAGCGAAUGGACAAGUUGAAAUCCCUCUUUGGAAAUUGGCUUAAUUGAAAUGUAUUUUUUAUAUGACUGGUUUUGGAAAAACUGGUUUGUAUUGCAUAAGCACCAACAAGGAAAUUGUUAUGUCAUUUUGAAUGUCUUUUUUUAGUUUGGUCUGAUGACAAUGUAAUUGCUGUCAUAUAAUGCAAUUGCUUGAAGAGCAGCACACAAUUGGAAUUGUGAGAAUGUUCCCUUUGCCUGGAUGUGAUGUCUUGCUCAUGACAAGAAGCUUCAGAGUGUAACCUGCAGUACAGUGGAGGCUGCUGAGGGGAGGACGGCUCAUAAUAAUGGCUGGAACGCCGUGAAUGGAAUGGCAUCAAACACAUGGAAACCAUGUUUGGUGUAUUUGAUACCAUUCCACUAAUUCCACUCCAGCCAUUACCACGAGCCCGUCCUCCCCAAUUAAGGUGCUACCAACCUCCUGUGCUACAGUAUAUGCACACAACUUAUUUAGGUUGUGAGCACAAUGAUCACUGAAACCAAUUAAUAUAGCCUACAUGUGAAAAGUAUUAUUUCCCCAGAGUGUGAAUUAUUCCGUGACAUUCAGGGGUCUUUAUUUUUUUCGACUUCCUAAAAAAAGAAAAUUGGUGAGGGAGCCCAAUAGUAAAGAUAUAUUUUUACAGUAAACAUGUGUUACCUUUUAAUGUGGCAUGAACACUAACAGUCAUGAUGUUUUCAUCUGAUUCUCAAACAAAUCACUUCAAAAAUUAUUAAGUUACCUGUGCACUUUUGUCCACAAAAUAAUUCCAGCUUCCAAACAGUGCACCCUCCAUUUCACCAAGGGAAAGAGACAUCUGUUACAAAAGACCAAACAGUGUACUGACAUUCAGUGAUUGUAAGGAAGCCUACACUCUUGUAGCCUGAAUUCAUUGAUGAGUCUUGCUGACAAAUGUACAUAAAAAAAAAUUCUGGACACCUGAAAAGGGGCUGAAAUACGGGAUACAACUACAGCUGUCUGUCCCAAGCUCAUGUGAGGGCCCAGUUGAAACAAUGUUGCAAAGCUCAAAACAGACAUCAGAGAGGCAGACAGGUGGAGAAUGAAUGCGAUUGAAAGAACCUGAACCAGGUUAAACCAGUGGUGAGCUCAUUUAGGGGAGCUCAUGUCUCAUGUCUCGCUACUCUGUUACUACUCUACACUUCCACUGCAUCUGGAGUGUUCAGUGUUUUAACUGCAUCACUGUAAUGUGAGUUCUGAAGGUGUGGAAGGGGCAGUUGGUGUGUGGUUGCCUCUUCCUGUAAGCAGAUUGAAUCAAGCCAUUCUUAUCAAAUGCAGGAGUCAAGAGAAAGCCUGGAGCUCAAGAGUAAUGUCAAUACUUUUUAGGUCCCACUGCACAUUGUGGCCUAAAACCUUUGUAGUUACAUGGUAGUUACAUUGUUACAUAGUCCUUACAGCUGUUAUACCGGUUUGUUAUACAGUUACAGGUAUGUAACACUUUGUAAUUACAUGGUAGUUACAUUGUUACAUAGUACUUACAGCUGUUAUACCGGUUUGUUAUACAGUUACAGGCAUGUAACAUUUUGUAAUUACAUGGGUUUGUAAUACAGUUACAGGUAUGUAACACUUUGUAGUUACAUGGUAGUUACAUUGUUACAUAGUCCUUACAGCUGUUAUACCGGUUUGUUAUACAGUUACAAGUAUGUAACACUUUGUAAUUACAUGGUAGUUACAUUGUUACAUAGUACUUACAGCUGUUAUACCGGUUUGUUAUACAGUUACAGGCAUGUAACACUUUGUAAUUACAUGAGUUUGUUAUACAGUUACAAGUAUGUAACACUUUGUAAUUACAUGGUAGUUACAUUGUUGCAUAGUACUUACAGCUGUUUUACCGGUUUGUUAUACAGUUACAGGUAUGUAACACUUUGUAAUUACAAGGUGCCCAUAUACACUCACCGGACAGUUUAUUAGGUACACCACCCAAUUCACGAAAAUGUAUCACUCCUACAGACAGUUAGUCAUCUGGCCGUGGCUUGCUAUAUAAAUCAGGCAGACGGGCAUCAAAGCAUAUAAUUAAUGUUCGAUUGAACGUUAAAAUGGGAAAAACGAGUGACCUAAACGACUUUGAGCAUGGCACACCAAAUCCAGUAUCUCAGAAACGAGCGCCCACGACCCAUCCUGCCUGGUGUCAACAGUACAGGCUGGUGACGGUGGUGUAUCACCGUCCAAACUGCAGCAACUGCGUGAUGCCACCGUGUCAGCAUGGACCAACAUCCCUGUGGAACAUUUUGACUUGUAGAAUCCAUGUCCCGAAUAAUUCAGGCUGUUCUGGAGGCAAAGUGGGUCUGACUCGGAACUAGAUGGGUGUACCUAAUAGACUGGCCAAUGAGUGUAUGUAACUGCAAUGUAAAUGCAUACGUUUUAUGCUACUUCAUGUAAACUCAAAGCCUUUUGUGUAUGUAAUAUAAAAUAUAGAACUGUAUAUUUAAUAAAGUCUGUAAAAAUGAGUGCCUCUACAUUUAAGGGCCCAUAGAGUAUGUGGAGAAUAGAUUUGCAAAGGGGGGGGGGGGCUUAUAGGGAACAAGAGAACAAUUAAUAUUGUACAAAGGGAUGGUCAGUGUAGAUUUUCUACCAAUAUUGGUCCUCUGGUUGUUAGGAGAGUGAGUUUCUCCCCUGAUCCCCUUUCACCACAGUAUGUAGUCUACACAAACUUCUGUGGAGAUCUUUUGUUUCACAAUCCUCUCAUGUAAAUACUCCUGAGUUAAGAAAUUCAUUUGUAUUAAUCUAUUGUAUAAUAUUGCUUUGAGUUAUCAUUAAAAUAUUGAGUUUUUUAUGAUGAUAA